Molecule: messenger RNA, 795 nt
Organism: Umbelopsis ramanniana AG
Lineage: Eukaryota; Fungi; Mucoromycota; Umbelopsidomycetes; Umbelopsidales; Umbelopsidaceae
Exons: 3
Coding region: 46-549 (167 amino acids)
Biological process (GO): regulation of transcription by RNA polymerase II
Cellular component (GO): mediator complex
Molecular function (GO): transcription coregulator activity
Source: RefSeq, a predicted model, not a curated record
UUCCUUUGAUUUGGACUGAAAUCUGUAGACCUUGUUGCUUUGAGAAUGGCUGAUAUUGGAGAAAACAACAACAACUACAAUGAUAAUGAUAUCAUGACAAUGGCCUUAGACAUAGAAGCUCCUCGUUCUGAGAGCUCGGAGGGCACAUCAGAAAGCGCUUUGAGAAUCCAACAGUUACACGCUGUCGAAAAGCAAAUUGUACAGUUGAUUCAAACAGCAGGCAAUGCCAUUGGUGUACUGUCUGAUAAACUUGUCACAGACGAGGCAACGGGAGAACAAUAUACACAAGAUAGGGCAGCGGCUUUCGCAAACGAAUCACGGAGUUACUAUGCACUUCUCAAAGAAAUACAGCGGACAUUACGCGAACAUGUCAGUUUUUUAGCCAAAUCAGGCAUAUUGACUCAAUCGCCAAACAAGACGGUACCGUUUCACGCUUCCGUGUAUGGAGAACAAAAAGAACUAGAGUUAUGGGUCUCAGCAACCCAGGCAAUACGUGCUAAGGUCGAAGAAAUAAUCACUAUAGCGAAAGCGACUGACCUCACAAACUGAAAUAGAUGGUUCAUGUUUGGUAUUACUUAUUGCUGGAUCAAUUGAAUUUGCCAAUGUGAGUUGGCAAUAAAUACCAUGUAUUAUACAUUUGAGAUCGUUAAAAUCUACCAUUUAAUGAAUAAAGGUAGCUUUGUAGCGUUAUGCUUCGUUUCGAUAAAUCUGAUGCAGUAUCAAAUUUGAAUUGGAGUUGUUCAAGCAAGUCAAACACGUGAUGCGAGUUGACAACGGUUCAAGACGAACUCAUAC